CGGGCACAAAGUUCAUGUGGCGAAGAGCUACUCAUGUCUUGCGAGCCUCUGGCGUUCUGCUGGUGUGGUGCACAGGCUGCUCCAGCCAUACGUGGUUUGGCGUAUUGACAAGACCUUCAGCAGUCAGCCGGGGCGCUCACUGGCACCGAAGGAAUGCUCAAAGGGCACUUGAAUCUGAAUUCACAGUUGCACUGCCGAGGCAUCCAGCCAAUGCGAAAACAAACGAUUUGCUAGAGUCGGCAGAGAGAUUUGCAAAUCAGAUAUUGGCCAAUGAUACAUCAGCGCAAAACCAAACUUGGAGGUAUGAUGUCAGCAACGAAGAGCGUGUUUAUGCAAACACUUAUGUGAAUUUGGGAUCUGCCAAAGUGGUCGGCUUUGACUAUGACUACACCCUGGUCAGUUACAAACCAGCCAUUUUGCAUUUGAUUUACGACCUUGCCAAGGAGCAACUGGUUGGCGGAUUGGGGUACCCCUCGGAAUUAGUUGAUGAACUUCCGGGAUAUGACCCAAAAUUUGCAAUCAGGGGUCUGGCAGUGGAUUUGGACAAGGCAUGGAUUUGCAUGUUGACUUUGCGAUAUCGAGUCUCUAUUGCAUUUUACGGCCGUGAACGUGUGGAUCCCAAAGUUGUGGCCAGAACUUACAGGAGCGAAACAGGAUCUGGCAUUUUGCCACCCGAAGAGCGCAAAAAACGUCUGAAACCUUUAAAUGACUUGUUUAGCACAGCCGAAGCCUGCCUUUUGGCAGAUGUGGUGCAGUGGUUUCGUGACCGAGACAUUCCCUUUGAUACGCGUAGUGUGGUGACAGAUGUUCUUGCAGCCAUCACCCAAGCUCAUGUGUCUGGAAAGUUGCAUCGGACUGUUUCUGAAAAUUUGGAAAAUUAUAUCGAACCUGAUGGCCAACACUUACUACAAUUCCUUGAUCGUUUGCGCGCAGCUGGCAAGAAAUUGAUGCUGGUGUCCAAUUCACCUUUUUGGUUUGUGAACAAGGGCAUGGUUCAUGUGUGUGGUGAAGACUGGCGAAACCGUUUCGAUGUUGUUGUGGUGUCCGCAGGCAAACCCAGUUUCUACACAGGGAAUCGACCCUUCCGGGAGGUAUCCACAAACACAGGCCGCAUUAAAUUCAAACCCAUCACUGCGUUGAGUCCUGACGAAGUGUACUGCCAAGGAUCCAUGGCAGAGUUGCUUCACUUGAUGGGUUGGGAGUCCCACAAGGGCAGUGCUGAUUUCGAUGGCUCAAGCAUCAUCUACAUCGGGGAUUCCUUAUUUGCCGACUUGGUGGAUGCCCGUCGUUUGUAUGGAUGGACCACCGGUGCCAUCAUCCGAGAAGUGAGCCAUGAGAUCACGGUUCAGAAGAGUUUGAAAUGGCAGCGGGCCUGGAAAGUCUUGCAAGUGCUGACGCUAUGUGCCCGGGAAUGUCAGAAGACGUUCAUUGAUGAGAAACAUGUGGACAAUGGGGAGCAAAGAACAUCCUACUCCACGGCAGACACUGAGAUCUUGGACAAGUUGGAAGAUUUGGCGGCAGAUUGGAGGAGUCAUUUGGAUGGGCUUCUCAAUCCCAAUUUUGGGUCCAUUUUUCGCACGUCCAGGGACAACGGAAAGACUGCCCAACCUUCCUUAUUUGCACGAUGUAUGCAACGCCAUGUGGAUUUCUACACCUCAAAGGUCGAAAAUUUGCGACUCUACUCGACUGACCAUCGCUUCUAUCCAGCAGACUACUCAAUUGGAGUCCUUCACGAAGUGUUGCAUUUGACGGAUCCCGUUUCGGAGGCUUUGAGCCGAGAUCCGAGAUCCACCGAGGCCAAUUGAGGUAUGAAAUUUGCAGCAAAAUAGAACUAGUAGAGUGCAUGACUGUUUGACCUCUUUCUGUGUGCCAUUUGUUCAAAAAA
Molecule: messenger RNA, 1885 nt
Organism: Cladocopium goreaui
Lineage: Eukaryota; Dinophyceae; Suessiales; Symbiodiniaceae
Source: the annotation of a GenBank genome assembly